GGCGGGAGGGCGGAAACGCGCGCGCCCCCGAGGGGAGGCACGUGUCCGGCGGCGGCGCGCAUGCGCAUCCAUCUCCUCACGGCCGUUGACCCGAGUGACGCCAGGCCGGUGAGCGGGAAGGCACCGAAGAGGAAGAGGAGGAGGACAGGGGUCAGAGCCCCCCCCCCCGGAAACGACCAGCUCCUCUUCGGGAGAGAUCCCGCCCACCAGUUCCCUCGUGCCGGAUUUUUCCCGAGUGCUGAAGUGCCACGGUCGCCACCCGAAUUAAGCGCCCAGUGAAUACCGUCGACGGUCGAACGGCCCAGCCCGUCCCCGCCGAACCGUCUGCGGCUGCCGGGAAGCCGUUUCCCCGAUGUUAAAAUCCAGAGCCGCGUCGCCUUCGGAGCUGGUUCGUCGGUUCGAGCCUGCGGGCGGGGCGCCGUCGUAAACGCUCGGAAGGGAAGCGUCUGCGAGCCGAGGGGGGACGUCCCCUCCCCGCCGUUCCCCGUGUCCGCCAUGAUCAGACACCUCCCGGAAGGCGUGCGGGCCAAGCUGCGGUCCGGCGUGGCCAUCGCCUCCCUGGGCCAGUGCAUCGAAGAGCUGGCCCUCAACAGCAUCGACGCCGAAGCCAACUGCGUGGCCGUCCGGGUGAACGUGGAGACCUUCAGGGUUCAGGUGGUGGACAACGGGUCCGGGAUGGGGAAAGAAGACGUGCGGAGGGCGGGCGACCGUUACUUCACCAGCAAGUGCGGCUCGGUCGAGGACCUGGAGAACCCGAAGUUCUACGGUUUCCGAGGCGAGGCUUUAGCGAGCAUAGCCGCUCUGGCUAAUGCCGUGGAGGUGUCGUCCAAGGCCGGCGGCACAGCCAAGACUUUCCUGAAACUGAUUCACGCCGGCAAGGCGCUGGACGUUUGCGAAGCGGACUCGGUCAGACCCAGCGCGGGGACGACGGUGACGGCGUACAAUCUGUUCUACCAGUUGCCGGUGCGGAGGAAGGGCAUGGAUUCCCGCCUGGAGUUCGAGAGGAUCAGGCGGAGGAUCGAAGCCCUCUCGCUCAUGCACCCGUCCGUCUCCUUCUCCUUGAAGAACGAGGCCUCCGGGGCCACGGUUCUCCAGCUCCCCAAGGCGAAAGACGUACGUGCCCGGUUCUGUCAGAUUUACGGCCUGGGCAGGGCGCAGAAGUUAAAAGAACUGAACUGCCAAGGCGGGGGCUUUGAGUGCCGUGGGUACGUCGGUGCCGAAGCCCACUACAAUAGGAAUAUGCAGUUUCUGUUCGUGAACGGAAGACUGGUUCUGAGGACGAGGUUGCAUAAGCUCAUCGACUUCCUGUUAAGGAAGGAAAGCGUCAUCUGCAAGCCGAAGGGCGGCCCCGCCGGCCGGCCGCCGAGCUCGAGCCACCCUCGCCCCCGCUCCGCUUCGGAGCGCCACGGCGUCUACGUCGUCAACGUGAGGUGUCACGUAGGGGAGUACGACGUGUGCAUGGAGCCGGCCAAGACGCUGAUCGAGUUUCGGGACUGGGAUGCCCUCCUGGCCUGCGUCGAGGAAGGGGUGAGGGCCCUUCUGAAGCGAGAACGGUUAUUCGUCGAGUCGUCGGGCGAAGACUCGAGAGGGGGCGGCGAAGGCAACGGCUUGGGUUUCGCCGCGGCUCUGCGGCCGGCGGCCUCGGGCCGGGGCGGCGGCCGGGAGAGUUUCCGGAAAGCCUGCGAUGACCUCCUGGAUUCGUACGAGCCCUCUGCCACGAAAUCCAAAGCCGUGAAGAGGAGAGCCGCGGGAGAAAGCGGCACCCUGGAGAAUUCCGGGCGGGCGGGAGACCGAGCCGGACCCGUCGCAGAUUCCGCCCUCCGGGCCGCCGGGGAACCCGCCGGCGGCGGAGGCGCGGCGGGAGUCCCUCUGCCGGACGGACGGGGCCCGGCGUGCGACCUGCCGAGAUCCGUUGCUGCGGAGCGAGAGGUAGCCGAGUCGGAGUCGGAAGGGACCGAUUCCGAAGCCGCCCCCCGGGAACCCGCGGCCCCGCAGAGUGGUGGCGCCGCCCCAGGCCUCCAGGGCGGCGGGAAGGAUCCCGGACCACAGAAGGACAGAGCCGGUGCCGGCGGCCCGGCGGCCCGUGUCCCAGGCCGGGGCCUCCCUCGGGGUCACGCGGAGAGGGCCGAGGGUGACCCCGAAACGGACCGCAAGGCUCGGCCUUUCGGGAGGCCACCGGUGGCGAUGUGCGAUGGGCCGGGCCGACGGGGCGGGGCGGACCAAGAGCUGAGCGGCAGCCGGGGAAGAGCGGAUUCUCCCGCCGGGCAAGUUAAACUGGCCACCGCCGGCUUUUUAACGCACCUGGUUCAGAACCCGCCCCCCGGGGGGUCGUCCGACGUAAAUCCUCCGUCGCGACGGUGUCUUGGGCCGGGCCCUCUGAGCGCCCGGGAGGUAUUUGAGCGCAGAACGGAUACCGCACGUCAGGCCCCCGACGGUAAUCGGCGGGCGAGUAAUUCGAACGGAAGACCUACCGCGCUCCCCGCUCGAAAGCACGAUGGCGCAGAUGCGGGUGACCGGCCAGGAGGCGAAACGCAAGUCCCCAGUGUGAAUGAGCGUCUCUUUUCUCACGCCGGCCGGCCUCGGGAGGGGGCUUGGGCAGCACCGGCCCCGAGUGCUCCGUUCUUGCUCGGUUCUUCGUCGAGUUUGCUCCCGGGCAGGCGUCCCGCCCGCAGGAGAAAGCAACCUGAGAAGCGGCCGCCGGUUUACCCCGGUUUACCCCAGAAGAAGCUCAGGUCGUGUCCCCAGCUAGGGUCGCUGGAGAAAUUCAAGCGACGAUACGGGAAAGUGGAAAGCCGUCCAACCGCCGGCCCUCCGGAAGCGAAGAGCGGCCCCGCGGUCCCGACGCCGUGUCAUUCCCCAGACGAACUGGAGAUCCCCCGGCGAAAGAGCGGGGGUCUCCGGGACUCCGGCAUCCGUGAGACCUCGACCGCCCGGGCUACCGAGCCGAGUGACGUCGGCCCCGUCCUCUCCCCGGAGAACCCGCCACCCUCCGGGAAAGAGGGUCGUUCCGAUCGACGGCCCUCGGGCGCGGGAGAGACGCCGUCGAGGCCGACGGCGGCUUCGCGGGCGGGCAGGAGACGUCUGAGCGAUGACGGGCCUCCGGGAUCGCUGGCUUCGAAACUCUCCAGGAUGAGAGGCCGUCGCGAGGAAGACCCAAGCAGCGAGACGACACAUCUCAGCGGGCGGCCCCCGACGGAGUCCAGGAAGACAGGCCCGGAGCCGGGACGCACGUCGAUCGGCAGUCCCUUUCGGCCGUCCCCAGGCGGGACACGAGAAGCGGAGCGCACGGGCGUCGUCCUCGAUUGGGACGCCGAAGGCCAGGACGAGCGCCGCGGUGAAGGUGGCGGAGGCGGCAGCCUGACGGCGGGGGGUACGACCUCGGCUGCCGGUCGGCCGCCGUCCGGCCGCCCGCCUAGGGAUCGCGUGGCGAAUCCUCCGCCGCCCGACGGAGGCGCCGACUCCAUCGAGGACGUUCGGGGCGAUUCGGGGUUGCUCGCCGCCCCUCCGGAGCCGCGGUCGCUCGCUUCCGAUGUCCUCGGGGCGCCCCGGGAUGACCUCGACCCAACCCGCGGGCGGGACGAGGAGGCCGGGACGCGGGGUGGUUCUGAGGACGAGGAAGAGCCGAGCCCGCGCUCCUCCGACUGGCUGCAGCAUUUCGACGUCUCCUUGGGUAGGACGGUCCAUGUCAACAAAAUAACCGGACUCAGUACGUUCAGGACCCCGCCCGAGGAAACGCCGGUGGACUGUACUAAAGAUCUGACGACGGUGGCCGUGAACGUCGUCUCCGGGAACGGGUUUCAGUGCAAGUGCCAUCCUUUCAGAAGUGAUCUGGUGCUGCCCUUCCUUCCAAGCGCUCAGAAGGCGAGGACCGUGAUGAAACAAGAUCACCAAGAUGGAGUUGCCGGAACCCCUGCCGCCGACUCUCUUCGUUCCCUGUUUUCGGAGUGGGACAAUCCAGUAUUCGCCAGAUACCCUGAGGUCGCCGUUGACGUGAGCAGCGGCCGGGCUGAGGCCCUGGUGGUGAAGAUUCACAAUGUCCUGUAUCCCUAUCGUUUCACCAAAGAGAUGGUUCAUUCCAUGCAGGUUCUCCGACAAGUGGAUAAUAAGUUCAUUGCCUGUUUAAUGAAUACUAAGCUCGAAGAAAAUGAAAAAGCAGGUGGAAACCUCAUCGUGUUGGUGGAUCAGCACGCGGCCCACGAGCGGGUCCGCCUGGAGCGACUCAUCGCAGAUUCCUACGAGAAGUGGCCGCUCAAAGACGCCGGCCGGCGAAAGUUGCUCUCCUCCGCUCUGAUCCCGCCGCUGGAGAUCGUGGUCACGGAGGAAGAGAAGAGGCUCUUGCGGUGCUGCUGUGAGAGCCUGGAGGAUCUGGGGCUCGAGUUAACGUUUCCGGACGACAGCGGGUCCCGGGUCCUGGUGGAGAAGGUGCCGCUGUGCUUCACUGUGAGAGAAGCCAGUAAUCUGCGUCGGGGAAGGGAGCCGGGGACUCAGAGCAUCGUGAAGGAACUCAUUCGAGAACAGGCGGAGCUCCUGCGAACCACUGGAAGAGCCCAGGCGACGUUGCCGUUGACCGUCAAGGAGGUGUUGGCCUCGCAGGCUUGCCACGGAGCCAUUAGGUUUAACGACAGCCUGAGCCUAGAGGAAAGCCGCCGGCUUAUCGAAACUCUAUCCCGGUGUCAUCUGCCCUUCCAGUGUGCUCACGGGAGACCUUCCAUGUUGCCUCUGGCGGAUCUAGACCAUAUGGAGGAAGAAAAACAGCCGAAACCCAAUAUGGCUAAACUUCGGAGGAUGGCUCGGGCCUGGCAUUUGUUUGGAAAACCGGCGGUCCGCAGUCAGAGCCAAAGUCCACAGCCAGCCGCAUCCCCUCAGGAACCACCGUGAAGGCGGAAUCUUCAGACGGUUGGAUUCUCACACGGCCAGAACUCGCCGGCUCGGGACCGUAUCUACCGGCUCUGCCUUCCAAAACCGAGACGCGAUUCUUGAUUAAAUAAUAAAUAGAAGCGGCGGGGCAGCGAGCGGGGGUGAACGCGGGGCCUCCGUCCAGAGACGGCUUCCGACGCACAGGGCAUUCGAUAUGAUUCCCCUCUGAGCCGGAAGCCGUCGAGGCUGGAGAUGGGCCCUGGGGAAACCGGUGUGCUCGCUCCGACCGCGGAACCCCGUGAUUUGUUAUUUUGAAAGCAGUCUCCCUUCACCCUUCUUUUUCUUUACCGUUGGUUGUCAUUUAACUUGCAUUCGUGAAGCGCGCGUGUAUCCCUCACCCCCCGGAAGUGGUCGCCCCGGACCCCGUCGCCAACGGGCCUGGACUCUUCUCGCUUCCUCUCCGUCCUCACCGGCUCCCCUUGUUUCUUCCCGAAUUCCGAAUCUCGGGCUGUAUCCUCUUCCCUCCCGCGGCGUUGCCCGAGUCCUCCACCCUACCCGAUAAAGAUAAUAACGAUCAUAAAAAGGAA
This is a messenger RNA of Ornithorhynchus anatinus (platypus), 5444 nucleotides long. It is a transcript of the gene MLH3, whose product is annotated as mutL homolog 3. Gene Ontology annotation, biological process: mismatch repair. The transcript has 17 exons. Gene Ontology annotation, cellular component: mismatch repair complex. The record is from RefSeq and is a predicted model, not a curated record. Lineage: Eukaryota; Metazoa; Chordata; Mammalia; Monotremata; Ornithorhynchidae. Gene Ontology annotation, molecular function: ATP hydrolysis activity; mismatched DNA binding; ATP binding. The coding region runs from base 496 to 4878 and encodes 1460 amino acids.